CCAGGGGGCCGCGGGCACUUGUUUUCCCGACCGCGUUGCCAUAGGGCUGACCGCAGCUUUGCCACCCGAGCCAAAAACUUGGCGCUGGCGCUCUCGCCGCCGCUCGCCGAGGCAACCCGCUCUCUCGCUUCUCUCGCCGCGAGUGGCGACUGGCAAGUGGCGACUGGCGACUCGGGUCGCCGAGAACAGCAGGAAAAUCCAUUUUCCAUUUUCCCACAUACGGACACUGGCUCAAAGUAUCGUGUGCGGCGGACGUCCUUGUCGUGCGUGCGUCGUUUGCUCGCGCUGACGGUGUUUUUUGGUUCAGGGAGCACAGGCACAGGCACAGGCCCAUCGCCUCGCAGCGAGCAACAUGGAAAUGUAGCCACGGCACGGCACAACAGGAGCCCCAGCCAGGGAAAACCGAACGCUAACUGUUCUUUUCGCAAUCGCACUUUCGAAUCGAUCCAGCGUGUUGUUGUUGUGCGGAGGUGCAGUCGAGAAGAUGUGAUGCCUUUUUUUUAAGUGAGAUUUUUCCUAUUUUCCCCGUCAGUUUCGGUGAGAGUGCUGUGCAACGAAAGGGAAUACGCAAAAACGAUUUUUUUGGAAAAUCGCGAGAGUCCCCGAAGGAGAAGGCCACCCGGAGAGGGGAAAAGGAAAGGCGAAGACCAAGGAAAGGCAGCGCAAUAAGGUUCUCACCUGCACACACCACCUUCAGGGGCCGACGCUGGAAACUCGCCACUUGGAGGCCACAAAGGCGUGCUAUUUAUGGAUAGAGGAAAUAGAAGGAGUCCCAAUCAAUUUAAGCAUCAACUCAACGUCUUGCGGUGGGCGCCGAAGGAAGCUGGGCGAGAGGAGGGCACUCCAGAAGGGCUUCGGCGGCGGUACAGGGGGCGUCACAUCUAACGGAAGGCAAAGAGAAGCCAACCCGACCGAGCCAUGAAACAUUCAAAUAUAUCCAUACACAAGGACAUGAUGGAAUUCGGAUAACUGCGACCGAGAGCAACGUAAAAAAUCUAAGGACACUUUCACCGAGUAUUCCAUUAAGCGGUUAUGAGGCUCGUUGAGGAUCAUGAAUCGAAGAGAUAUUUAUAGAGCGCGUAAAUGAAAGCAUACUUCCGAACAAAGCAACUCUGAUAUAAACCACCCAAGCCAAACUGUUCUCAACGGAUCAGUAAGGACCAAGAGGACGAGGAGGAGGAGGAGGACGUCGACGACGAGGAAAAGGCCGACGGGCCAGAGAGGGCAGCGCCACCGCCGCCACAUCAGCGGGCACAGCGGUCAUGGAACCACCCGGCGGAGUGCCGCCGGACAGGGAUAGGCAGCUGGUGCUCCGGAAUCAGUCGGCGGCCCUCGUGCCCGUGAUCGUGUCCGCACCGCCCUCCGGACCGGGGGCAACCACGCCCAGCCCGCAGCCACCGGCACAGUCACAGACGCAGUCGUCGCCGCUGCCCAGCAAGCCCACUAGCCUGAGUCUUCAGCCACAUGCCGUGCUCCAGGCCAUGCAACAGUUGUCUCCGUCCGCCGGAGGCAACAACAAUGCCACCGGCGCCGGUGGCACGGCCACGAGCAGCAGCAGCGGGAACGCCAACAGCGGCAGCAGUCCCGCCUUGGCCUCCACCGCCACGGCCAUAUCGGCGACAACCCAGGCAGCCACUGCCUUCAGCGGCAGCUCGGUGGGUCACCACCACCCGCAACACCACCACCAGCAUCCGCAUCCGCAGCAGCAAGGGCAGCAGCAGCACCAGCUCCAGCAACCGCAUCCGACCAAUGCACCGAGUACAGCGCCACUAGCCCACCACCACGGCUCCAUAUCCGUCACUGGGUCCAGCGGUGGACUUAUUGGUUCCAGUGUCGGCAGUGGCAACCAGCAGCAGGCUAUCGAGAAGCUUUCGCGGCCCAUGGCCUUCGAUAAGAUGGAAAUGCUGGUGCGCGAGAUGCAGGACCAGGAACACGGUGUGCCCGUGCGGCAGCAGAAAAUGUUCCUCACAUCCAUACCAUACGCGUUUAUGGGAUACGAUCUGAUUGAAUGGCUGAUGGACCGCCUGCAAAUCGAGGAGUCGGAGGCCCUGAACAUUGCUAAUCAACUGUGUCUGCACGGCUACUUCUUCCCGGUCAACGACUCAAAGACGCUGACCGUGAAGGACGACUCGUCGCUGUACCGGUUUCAGACACCCUACUACUGGCCCUGGCAGCACAAGGCGCCGGAUAACGUGGAGUACGCCAUCUAUCUGGCCAAGCGAUCGCUGCGCAACAAGCAGCGGCACGCACUGGAGGACUACGAGGCCGAGGCACUGGCCUCGCUGCACAAGAACCUGAAGGGCAAGUGGGACUUCAUCUCGAUGCAGGCCGAGGAGCAGGUGCGCCUGGCCAAGGAGCGCAAGAAAGGUGACAAGAUCGUGGGAGACUCGCAGGAACGAGCUUACUGGAGAGUUCACCGUCCACCACCUGGCCAGUUCACUCCCUUGGAGCCCUGUCCAGUGCCUUCGCGCGAUCGUCAGGGCCUCAAGCCCAAUAAAAAAAAGACUGUCGAUGACAUGCAGCGCGACGUUGACUACUUGGGCAAGUCGCUCAACCGGACGCGGAUGAAGAUGUCGCAGGCCUGCGAGUCGCUCGUCUGCUACUCGGAGACCUUCUCCGAAUACGACUUCUUUCUGCAGCCGGCCCUGCCCUCCAACCCGUGGGUGACCGAGGACAUUGCCUUUUGGCAGCUGAACAACACCUUUGUGGACAUCCCCACAGAGAAGCGGGUCAAGCGCUGGGCCAUUUCCAUCGAGGAGCUUGUCUCCGAUCCCACAGGCCUGCAGGAGUUCACCGGCUUCCUGGAGAAGGAGUACUCGCACGAAAACAUCCGCUUCUGGAUAGCGGUCAACCGAUUGCGCCGCUCCGCUCACUCCCAGGUGGCACGAAAGGUCAACGAAAUCUACGAAGAGUUUUUAAAGCCAGGAGCACCGUGCGAGAUAAACAUCGACGGCAAGACCAUGGAGAGCGUGCUCCGAGGCCUGAAAAACCCAUCGCGGUUCACCUUUGACUCGGCCUCGGAGCACAUUUAUAUGCUGCUGCUGAAGAAGGACUGCUACCCACGAUUUAUUCGAUCCGAGCACUACAAACGCCUGCUGGACACCGGCAUCCAGCCGUCGUACAAGAAGCGGUUUUUUAACUUUGGCGGCGUUAGCGGAGCCAAGAAGAAAAUGACAGCCGCGCUGAGCAGCCAGCCAAACCUGGGAGACGCGGCCAAGGGACCUGGUGGCACUGGCACCGGCAGCUGCUCCAUGAUGCAGGCACCACCGCCCGGAAGCCUGGCACGACGCCGUGGCAGCGAUCGCAGCCUUACGGGCUCCGCCCACGAGCUGGCCGUGAUCGGGGUGAACAAGGACUCGGGUUCCAAGGUACCGCACUCUCAUUCCCAGAGUAAUCUCAGCGAAAUUCCCUUCAGUAGCGAUUCCAUUUACCGAGGCGAUAUGCCACAGCGCCACAUGGCGGUCAUGGAUAUUGGGAUCUAUGCGGCCUACGGGAAUCGCGAAAGUAGUUUGCAGGCACUUCCAGAAACGCCAAAGACGAAGACCACCGCCCUCGAGACAACGGAGUCCACGUCGUCGUCCACAGCCCUGGUUGUGGCGGCCAGCAGUGCCGUCUGUCCGUGGGACGAACCAGCCGAACCAGUCCCGCCGCCGCCAGCGCAGUUAAAGCUAUCCGUGUGUCCCUGGGAACAGGAUAGCGCGGCAGAGCCGCCGGCAGCGGCUCCCACUCCGGCCACGGGAGGAGGAGCACCGUCGAAGAUCUCAAGUUCCACCGGGCAGCCCCUGCGGUUGAAUAGCACUUCCUCGGACAACAGCGAUGUGAAUGACCGAAUGCAGCGGAAUUUGGGUAUUCGCCAUCAGAACACCGUGGACAGUGGUGAGGCAGGCAUCAAGCGUCUGAUUCCCAACUUUCCGGAGCAGCGUCGGGCCUCAGUUUCAUUUACUCCCAGCCGCACUCCGGAUUUCCAGCUAGGACGGGCCCCAACGACGACAUCCUCACCCACUGUGGUGACCGGCAGCUCAACGCCGCUGCAGGCUCGCAGUGCCGCCUACGGUAGUGGCUGUGCCAUCGCAAAGGAUCCACCGUCUGGCUCAGAUGUCGAUGCGGAACUGGAGGAGGAACUCAAUCAGUUGUCCCUAGGCGACUCCUCGACAUCGGAGUUGCCGCAGCUAAUAGUACCCACCCCCACGCAGACCCCGCCGCCCAUGACAAAGAUUACGCCGGCGCCGGAAGAAGGCGAUGAUCAGGUGGCGGCCAGUUCGACCGAGACACCGGAAAUCUCCUGCUCAGCCCAAGAGAAGCAUGCGAAGGAGGCCCAGGUGACGGUGACCACAGUCAAAGAAGUUCAGAUUGAACUGAUCGAGGAGGGCAGUAGUGUGCACACAGAACCAGGAAGUCCGCCCACCAUUAAAGUCCUGGAGCUAGAAGCAACUGCAUCCGUAUCUUCUGAGCCCGCAGCAGAUCCAGGCGGCUGUCAGGGGCAGAUAAACUCCACCACCACCGAGGAUCACAAAGAGCUAGAGGACGAAGCGGAAAGGGCCGUCGACACAGAAGCGCCGGUUUUGGACGAGCUUUCACCCACCACUGACGAGUACCAGGAAGGACUGCAGUUCGGCAGCGAUGCCAAGGACGCAGUCGACGACUUUGACAGCAUAGACGUUGGCUAUAUACCGCCUGCACCCACCCCGGCUCCUUCCAUGGCACCGCUGGCCGAGCUGGACGUGGACACGGUGGACGAUGAGCCGUUCGAACCUCCGCCCCCUGCUCCAAGCAGCAGGGAAACGGUGUUGGCCUCCGUUUCCGCCUCCGCCUCCGGCUCGGUAUCGGCUACGGCCACGCCCACAUCCAGCAACGAAGAGGCGCGCAAACGGCGCAAGAAACGGAACUCGGAGGGCAAGAAACUUAGCUCGCAGGACGACAAGGACAAGGAGUCGCGCGAAAAGGCUGGUGGCAGCAGCAUCGACGCCGAUCACAACGCAGUGUGUCCCUGGGAAGACGAGAACGUCAGCGCAAACGACGGCACCUUCGUAAAGACGUAUGCCACACUGGGAUACUUAUGAAUAAAGCCAAAUCUGUUCAAGACGGUGGUCAACAAGUUGCUGAAAAGGAAGCCAUACAAGAAGUAAGGCCUGGGUAGCUAAGUUUAUUAUACGGAGUAUCUAUUAUAAUACGUACAUGCAUACAUAUUAUGUAAAUGUAAGUAUUUCAAUAAUUGAGUGUAUAUGUAAAUGUUAAAUGCUUCUCAUGUUCUUGAAACCACCAACGAGGCAAAGUGGUUUAUUGCUGAAAAUUUCAAUACCAAGUAACGGAAAACGGUCUAUGAAUGCUACAAAAAUAUAUACUUUAUCUACAGACGUACAUACUUAUUUACAAAACGAGGUGGCUAAUGUGGCUCAUUAGAAUUACGAACAAAAAAUAGAGACAGCAGAAGUCAUUUAAAUGAAGUGGAGAAUUGUAUUAACUCUAGUAAAUGCCGCCUUCCGAUCAGUUGUAAAAUCGAAACACAAACGGAGCUUAGAUUCGGCGGCAGACUCACUGUUAUGUAUACAAUGUAUAUGAUCUUCUGCGCAUAGAUACAACUUUUCAAAGGUUAUUCAAAGCCAUAUAGCCCUCUUCAAAGUCUAAGCAGCAACGAUGCAAGUUAUAGCCACGUUCGAUGAUACUAGACCCAAAGUUACAUAAUAGAGUUAGUCUAAGCGUAAAUUUUCGCGAAACACCUGCUAUAACAAUGACUUUGGGACGUGAAAAGUCGUGGUUAUACCAGAAAAUUUGUGAAAAUAUACCCUGAGGGCAUUGAGAGUAGUUGGUAAAGGUGAGUUAUCACUUGAAACACCCGCGUUAUUUUCAUGGUGCCUUGAGCUAGAAAUACCUGCGAGAAACGGCCAGUAAUAGGGACAAUACCAACCAAUACUACUAAAAUUGUGAUGUUGAUCCGUUUGAGCACGUAUUGCCCUUCGCCCACUGGAGACACCCAUGACGAUUCGUUUGGUUAGUAGUACAAAGAUUUACCCCGGGAGUGGCAUGGCCUGUACUCCUAUAAGUUCAUCAAUGCCUCCGAUUCACCCCAAAAAAUGUUGAAAAAAUAACCUUUGAUAGCUAAAUGCACAAGUUGCUGCGCAAGUAGUUCCCAUUUAAUUUCAAAUGAGUUCAGUUGCAUUGAGUAGUUUUCGCUUUCAAGUGGAAAACCGUUUCAUUUCACGCGUACAUGCCAGAACUCACGAGCCCCAACCUUAUGUGCAGUGAAAAUGAAACACAGUUAGAAAAUCGCCUCUAUGAGGGAAAUUCCUAGGUUUACAGAUGUUGCAACCUUAAGUUUAGAUUUUCCGUAGCAGUUUCUUCUAAGUUCUUUCAAAACCUAGACUAACUUGCGCGCAUACCUUGUGCGUUUUAAAAUAUAUAUUGUCCUAUGACUACCUAGUAAUUUUCUCUAUUUGACUAGAAAUGUAUUGAGCUGCCCGCCCAAACAAUCGCAGAAAUCGAGCUAUGCCGUAUAACACUAACAACUUAAAGCCAACAUCGAUGGGAGAGAAGCGUGAUGGCCCGCAUCUUUAAGAUCAAAUUACUGUUCCGAUCGAACACGUUAACCUUAUAAAACAAAUGAUUAGAAAAUCAAAUUAAGAUGAAACCCUGGUUGUUCGCGACUAAUACCUUUAUAUGAAUCGAAAGAAGAUAACUUAUCGAAGAACUAUUACAAUCUAAGUAUAUUUCUAUUUUCAUUGUGCAUAUGAAUUAGCUACUUACUGUCGAGCCCAUUUUGCUGGUAAACAAUCUUUAUAUGGGAUAUCUGAAUUCUCUUUGUGCUUUCUAUGCUAAAAACACAUUUUUCAACUACUUCAAUUAACAAGCAAAACCUAAACUGUAAAACGAUAUGUACCAAAUGUUGUACCAAAUGAAGAGAGUUACAUUAAUGCCGAAAACCCAAGAAAAUCAAAGAAAAUGUUGCAUAGAUAUUACGAUCCGAGGGGUACACAUAGAGAAAUAGGAACAAUGUGCCGAGUGUAGGGCGUGCGUACAAAAUAUGUACAUGAAACCACCGUUAACUUUGCUUAAUGCGAGCCGAGCAAUUAAAGAGUUAAAAAAUAAAAUAAAGAAGUAAAAAGUAAAUCAACGGCAGCAAUAGUUCCGAAAUUGUUGUCAAAAUAUAAUAGCAGCUUUUAGAACAACACCAAAGAAGUUGUAGUAAAUGCGGAGGAAAAUUGUAUUGUUGUUGUUUUUUAUGUACAUUUACUUUUUUGUAUUAACGUUGUUGUAAGUCAAAUAUGCCAAAAAGAAUAGUUUAUUAAGAGUUUACAACAAAAAUUUGAAUGCAGGCAAGAUAUGAAUUACUUUAACGCAAAUCGCAAGAAAAAGUUCCGAGUGUUUUUAGUAAUCAAUGGUGAAUAUCUUUUAAUUGCUUAUACUAAAUGUUCCCAUACGUAUUUAUGGGAUCCUUGCCGCAACAGAAACCUUAAAUAAUAUAGCUAGCGCGGCUGUGGACUUUACUUAUCCCGGUACUUAAAAAACUGCAAACACAACAAGUUUUUGGUUUGAUUACAUAACAAGUACUUUAGAUAAUGAAUUCAAAUCGUAUCUUAUUUUAUAUGCGUUGCCCCUUGGACAGUUCUUGAAUUAUCCAAGACUGCAACACUUGACUUGAGUAUACACAGCGUUUUUUACAUUUAUUUAUCAUUCUGUCCAAUUGUAGACACAAUUUUAAAAUAUAGUCCCCAGACUCUGAAAGUUAUUUCUAUUAAUUGAAGUACAAAUUCUUGGCCAUAUUACUAAUUUUUCUAAUUAAUAGGUAAAUUUUAAAUUUUUUGAAAGUUGGGGAUUACUUUGGCAAAGCUUAAAAUCGAAUAACUGUUUAUUAUAUAUUUUGAAAUUUUUGAUCAUGUUUUUAAAAUUGUAUUCCGAAUUUUAGAAAAUCAGUCCGUAAAGUAUAAUUUCCUUAUUUAUAAAGUGAUUUAGACGCAAUGUUUAGGUUCUCUAACUUAGGACGAUUUUCAUUUUAAGAACAUGGCAGUUAACAAAUGUUAGCUGCCAGAGGUUUGAAUUUUGGAGCCAAGAACGGUGUCCGUUUUUUAGUUUUAUGAAAGUCGAUUUUUUGAGUAUCGGGAAGGAAAAUAUGAAAAUACUAUGAAUGAUACUGUGGAUUGAUUAAGCCGCUGCCGCGCCAUUUUGAUAAUAAUAAAAAUUCGAUAAAUAACGUAUGUUAAACAAAUUACAUAAGUAUGUACUACUUCAAGCGACAGGUGGGCAGCAUUGCCCUACAAAUAUUUACUUUAAUUUCUGGAUAAUUAGUGCUCAUAUCACUGAUUAGAGAACAGGAAUGCGCAAAACAAUAUGCUUAAUACAUAAGAUUCCAGAGCUUUUAGUAACGCCAUGUAAAUUCUGGGUCAUGAAUACAGUUGUGAAGAGUGUAAGCGAGGCGUUUGUUAUUAUGUAUUCAAGUCAUUUACUAUAAGUGUAUACAGCUUAUACUAUUACAAAAGUGUUAAAAACAUGAAUUAUUUUGAGAAAACCAAAAAAGAAUAUACAACAAACAUGUUAGUCGGUAAAAGAAAUCAAAUGUAAAACAAUUUAAUGUAGACUGUACUAAAGAAUUCAAGGAUAAUUGAAUAUCAACACUCCAUCACGCAAAUAACUUAAAGGAAAUUCGCAAAUUGAAUAGAAGUUGAUGGGAAAAUUAUUUGCACAGUGCAGAAAAACGUGUUAUAAAAUUAUUAUACUAUACAAAAAAUAUAUAUUAUUAAAUUAUGCUGAUGAAAUUAAAACCAUAAAAGUAUGUAAAAAAUUCAAAUACAAAAUGAUUUAAAUGAAGUACAAUAAAUAUUCAAGUGACGAAAAUGUA
Messenger RNA from Drosophila biarmipes, 8830 nucleotides. RefSeq lists its product as uncharacterized. The record is from RefSeq and is a predicted model, not a curated record. The transcript is spliced from 11 exons. The coding region runs from base 1263 to 5060 and encodes 1265 amino acids. Lineage: Eukaryota; Metazoa; Arthropoda; Insecta; Diptera; Drosophilidae. Gene Ontology annotation, biological process: G protein-coupled receptor signaling pathway; regulation of G protein-coupled receptor signaling pathway; intracellular signal transduction.